This is a messenger RNA of Bradysia coprophila, 3956 nucleotides long. It is a transcript of the gene trp, whose product is annotated as transient receptor potential. NCBI's taxonomy places the organism in Eukaryota, Metazoa, Arthropoda, Insecta, Diptera, Sciaridae. Gene Ontology annotation, molecular function: protein binding; inositol 1,4,5 trisphosphate binding; store-operated calcium channel activity. The record is from RefSeq and is a predicted model, not a curated record. Gene Ontology annotation, biological process: calcium ion transmembrane transport; regulation of cytosolic calcium ion concentration. Gene Ontology annotation, cellular component: cation channel complex; plasma membrane.
CUUGAUACAAUACUCUUAAGGCUAUGGAAAAACAAUUUUUCAUUAGUUUCCCACCGAAUUCGAGACUGAUUACAUUGGAUAUUAAAAUAUUUUGUUACAAUUUAUGAAAGCGACGGAAGCGAAAGAUUGAAUGCGGCUCGAAGCAAAGGUGAAACUUCGAUGUGAUAGAGAAAAUGCCGGCAACUUCGGAGUCUAAAGAAAAUCUGGUUCCCUCCUCAUCCAAAGAAUCGCUAAACGAAAGUGGAAGUAAGCCGUACGAUGCUAUUAACGAUGCUGAUGAGUAUGUCCUUACGCCCACCGAAAAGAAGUUUCUUCUCACUGCUGAGCGCGGUGACUGUGCCGGAGUGCGAAGAUUGAUUGAAGAUUUUAUUGACAAACCGGAAGAAUUGGACAUCAAUUGUGUCGAUCCAUUAAACAGAUCAGCGUUGAUAGCAGCGAUAGAAAACGAGAAUAUUGAAUUGAUUCGAUUAUUAUUAGAUAAGGGUAUUAAAGUAAAAGAUGCAUUAUUGCACUCAAUUAGUGAGGAAUUUGUGGAAGCUGUCGAAACAUUACUGUUGUGGGAAGAGGAAAAUCAUGAACCAGGAACGCCUUAUUCGUGGGAAGUUGUCGAUAGAUCUGCUUCCACAUUUACACCAGAUAUAACACCAUUGAUAUUGGCAUCCCAUCGAAAUAAUUACGAAAUAAUCAAAAUAUUAUUGGAUCGUGGUGCGUCAUUGCCGAUGCCACAUGAUGUAAGAUGCGGUUGCGAUGAAUGUAUAACUUCAAGUACAACUGACUCUCUCCGCCACUCUCAAUCACGUAUCAAUGCAUAUCGAGCACUGUCUGCAAGCUCCCUAAUCGCUUUGAGUUCUCGUGAUCCAAUAUUGACCGCCUUUGAAUUAUCGUGGGAACUGCGUCGGCUUAGUCGAAUGGAAACUGAAUUCCGAAUUGAAUAUAAUGAAAUGCGACAGAGUGUGCAAGAGUUUGCCACAUCUUUACUGGAUCAUUCCAGAACGUCGCACGAAUUAGAAGUUAUGUUAAAUUUUAAUCCAAUACCCGGAUCGGAAAUAUGGGAACCAGGUGACCGGCAAACAUUAGAACGAUUAAAAUUGGCCAUCAAGUUAAAACAGAAAAUGUUCGUCGCUCAUCCGAAUGUCCAACAAUUACUCGCGGCUAUUUGGUACGACGGCCUUCCGGGAUUUCGGCGAAAAGCUAUGGUUGGACAACUGAUACAAGUAGCUAAAUUGGGUGCAAUGUUUCCGGUUUAUUCUUCCAUCUACAUCAUGUCGCCGAACUCUGAAAUGGCAAAAUUUAUGAAGAAACCGUUUGUCAAGUUUAUAUGCCAUUCGACGAGCUAUGCCGUCUUUUUGAUGUUGCUGGGUGCUGCUUCACAACGAAUUGAAUAUCUUGCAUUGGAAUUCAUUGGUACACCAUGGUUGCUGGAAAUAUUGGCAGAUUGGAAAAAGCAUGAAAGAGGUGCCUUACCUGGCCCGACCGAAUGCAGCAUUAUGUUUUAUAUAAUAAGUUUAGUCUUUGGUGAAGUUAAAUCACUGUAUUCGGGUGGGCUUAUGGAAUAUAUAGCAGAUCUGUGGAAUAUUGUCGAUAUUAUAUCGAAUACAUUUUAUGUGACCUGGAUUGGUUUAAGAUUUACAUCGUGGUAUAUAGUGCAGAGAGAUGCAGCUAUUGGUUUAAAUCCCUGGUAUCCCAGGGAGCAAUGGGAUCCAUUUGAUCCAAUGUUGUUAUCGGAGGGUGUGUUUGCUGCUGGCAUGAUAUUUUCAUUUCUUAAAUUGGUUCAUAUAUUUUCCAUAAAUCCUCACUUGGGGCCGUUACAAGUGUCUUUAGGCCGUAUGAUUAUCGACAUCAUCAAGUUCUUUUUCAUCUACACAUUGGUGCUGUUCGCAUUUGGUUGUGGACUCAAUCAGCUAUUGUGGUACUAUGCUGAUUUGGAAAAAAGGAAAUGUUAUCAUCUGCACAGUGAAAUUCCAGACUUCGAUAACAAUGAAAAGGCUUGUGGAAUAUGGAGAAGAUUUGCUAACUUGUUUGAAACUUCGCAGUCAUUAUUUUGGGCAUCUUUUGGCUUAGUCGAUUUGAUGGCAUUCGAAUUGCAGGGAAUAAAAAGCUUCACGCGUUUUUGGGCUAUGUUAAUGUUCGGAUCGUAUAGCGUCAUCAACAUUAUUGUUCUGUUGAACAUGUUGAUUGCUAUGAUGAGCAAUUCUUAUCAAAUCAUUUCGGAAAGGUCGGACACGGAAUGGAAAUUUGCCAGAUCACAGUUGUGGAUGAGCUACUUCGAGGAUGGUUCGACCGUACCGCCUCCAUUCAAUCUGUUUCCAACAAUCAAACUUCUUAAUUGUGGCAGAAAGAAAAGGUCGACAAAGAGUUUCAUUAAAAAAUCCGAAGAGAAAAGCCAAAAACGUCACACCAAUGUCAUGCGGCUUUUGGUACGACGCUAUGUAACAGCUGAACAACGAAAACGAGACGAUUUUGGUAUCACCGAAGAUGAUGUGAUGGAGAUUAGACAGGAUAUUAGUACGUUACGAUACGAACUGAUCGAUAUAUUGCGUACUAAUGGCAUGAAAACACCAGUUGUGGAUAAAGCCGAUUUGAGUGUUGCUGGCAAAAAAGGAAAAAUGAUGGAGCGACGCAUAUUGAAGGACUUUCAAAUCGGAAUCGUUGAAGGUAUCGUUAAUGAGGUGGUGCAAGGUAGCAAAGAGGUUAAGGACGUGUUUAGCUCAAUCGCUAAGGCAAUUGGAAAGAAAGCUAGCGGAAAGGCUAAAAAAGAGGACUGGAAUGAAGUGGUUCGAAAAAGUACUGUACAUCGUGAUCCUAUCGGUUCUACCAGAGCUUCCAUAGUUCGUAGAGACAGAAGAAGUCUGAAAAAGCAUAUCUUGGAGCAGGCGAAUCAAGGAUUGCAAAUGGACACUGACAUGCUUGUCCAGUACAAUCCUAAACUAUCGGACGUGGCUAAGGGAACACGUGUGGCCUAUGUCAAGUUCAUGGCUAACGCAUUAAAAGAUGGUAAAGGAGGCGUUAAAAUUGUUGAUGAAAAAUCUGAUAGAUCGAGAUCUAAUGAAGAUGACCAGGCUACAAAGUCAACGUUUAAAUCAAUUAUUAAAACGAAAAUCAUGGGCGUUCCCGGAGCAGGCGAUACACCAUCUCAUGUUGCAACUCCGUCUACGACCACUGCCAAAGUCGAAGUGGAAACUAAAAAAGCGACAAUCACUGAAGAUGCAGUUAAAAGCGUUCCACCAGUUCCGUCUACAUCGACUGGAGCGCCUCAAGUGCCAAAACCUCAAUCACCGACACCAACAACUUCACGAGCAGCUGUAGAUGAGAAGCCAAAAGAAGACAAACCGAAGGAUGAAAAGCCAAAGGACGAGAAACCAAAGGACGAGAAACCAAAAGACGAGAAACCAAAAGACGAGAAACCAAAAGACGAGAAACCAAAGGGCGAUAAACAAAAAGACGAUAAGCCAGUAAAUGACAAACCGAAGGAAGAGAAGCCAAAGGAAGAGAAACCCAAGGACGAAAAGCCAAAGGAUGAGAAACCCAAGGAAGAUAAACCAAAAGAAGAGAAACAAAAAUCAACAGUGAAAAAAGAAUCGCUUAAGCCACCAGAACCCACUGUUCGUCCGGUGACGCCAACUGGAGAACGUGGUAAAUCCAAAACAACCGGAAAGACCAUUUCCGGCUGGCUAUAAUCCUUCGUGUGCCAAAUUAUUUCCAAUAAUUAUCAUUGUCGUUUUGUUGAAUUUCAAUAAAGCAAAUGGUAGAAAUUCAAACGAUUAGUAUAAAUAGAUUGAUUUUCAUGGGGUGUAUCAGAAUUGACAAUGGUGAAACAAUAUUUGAACGGGGAGCUUGAGGAUACAACGACUGUGUAGACAUUCUUUUUGAGGAAAACAUUUUGAAACCGAAAUAGAAUCAAUUUUACGCAAAAGUGCACAAUUACCACCGUGUGCUGGCAAAGUUUUUUUUUUUAU